AUGCUUACACAGGCGAUCGAAAAGGGACUUAUGACCGAUAUGGGUGGCGGACUCGAGUAUCCCCUGGACCGAAGCGGUUUGCCAGAUUUCAAAAACCAUGAUAAUCCACUUUUACGCGAAUUUGAGGAGAAGCAAGCAAGGAGUUGGAAGGUGGUCGACGAAGCUGAGCCACAGGAUUUCACUGAAUUGAGACCUGUCUUCAAUCUUGGAGUCGGAUUCGUGCCAAAAGAGGCUCAUUCAGUUGUCCCGGAUAUUCUCAGAUAUUCUCCAGACUAUUGGAACCCUGUAGCAGAUGGAGAUCAUUUCCCGGAUUUCGAUACCAAUCAAGGAAUGAGAGGUCAAGGAACAUCCAACUAUGUCCCAUGUGAUUUUUGGGAUAUCCCGAACGGAGACGAUUUGGCUUUGCAUUCAAUGAGUGCACAUCAUUCAGACGAUCAUUUGGGAUACACACGUUUUGAUGACCUCACCCCAAAGGACCGGAAAAUGAGCAAGAAACAGUCAGCUGAAAAAAGACCAAGAAAGGGCCGGCAGAAGAAAGUGGAUGGGAAGGCAGCUAAGAAAUCCAAGAAAUCGAAAAAUGUGAUUUUUCUUGUGUUUCAAUGUAAGUGUCCGUCCAACACUGUCCUCAGUUUCUUUCUUCUUGGUAAUGUUUGUUUUAUUCAUCUAGACUCAUUUCUUGGUCUCAGUUCUUGA
Messenger RNA from Caenorhabditis briggsae, 693 nucleotides. The coding region runs from base 1 to 693 and encodes 230 amino acids. The transcript is spliced from 5 exons. The record is from RefSeq and is a predicted model, not a curated record. Lineage: Eukaryota; Metazoa; Nematoda; Chromadorea; Rhabditida; Rhabditidae.